AUGCGGCUCGCGUGGUACGCAGGGACCUCCGCGGCCCUCGCGGCCGCCGUGGUUGCGUCGGCAUUCUACCAGCGCGCCAACUUCUACUCGGCCAUGGUUCACAUCGCCCAGAGCAGCUUGUCGUUGAUGGUUCUAAUAAACCUGGUGUUCGUCGUCUAUGGCUCGUUCAUGUACGGUCUACAACGCCUCUGCUUCGGCCCCCUCCGCCCCACCGAAGUCGAGCAGCUCUACGAGAAGGCCUGGUUCGCCGUCACCGAGACGUGCCUGGCCAUGACCAUCUUCCGCGAAGAGGUCGGCGCCUUCUUCCUCGUCAUGUUCACCGCGCUGGUAACCGGCAAGGUCUGGGGCUGGAUUGGCGAGGGCCGCGUCGAAGUGCUCGAGCAGCAACCGCCCGCGAACCCGCGCCUCUUCCACGCCCGCCUCGGCAUCUCGCUCUUCGUCAGCAUCGCCUACGACGUCUGGCUGCUCACCUAUGCCGUCAACACGGUGGUGGAGCAGGCGAAGCCCACCAUGAUGGUCAUGUUCCUCUUCGAGUUCGCCGUCCUGUUGGUCUGCUCGCUCCACACAAGCUCCCGGUACAUCAUCUCGCUCGUGGAACAGCACGUCAUCAAGACCCAGACGCGCCAGCGCCUCGAGGAUCGCCGGCGGCGCGUCAGGGAGCAGAGGGCUGAGAUCCUAAGGCGGAGAGAGGCCGAGGGCGCGGCCGGUGACGCCAACGAAGAGCUUCCCGACGAAAACGACGUGGACGAGAUGGACAUCGAGGUGCCUGGUUGGGAAUUGAAGGGACAGUGGGUGCUGUCCUUGGACCUCAUAGCCGACUUUAUCAAGCUCGGGAUAUACUCGGCCUUCUUCUUCGUGCUCCUGACCUUCUACGGCCUUCCCAUCCACAUUAUGCGGGACUGGUUCAUGACCACUAGGUCGUUCCUCAAAAGGCUCCACGCCCUCAUCCGCUACCGGCAGGCCCUGAAACACAUGGACCAAUACCCCGAUGCCACAGCGGAAGACCUGGGCCGCGAAGAUACCUGCAUCAUCUGCAGAGAGGAGAUGCGCGCUUGGGACCCCUCCGAUAACACGCAGGUGGAGCGUACCCGGGCGAAGAAGCUCCCGUGUGGCCAUAUCCUGCACUUCGGCUGCCUCAAGAGCUGGCUUGAGCGGCAGCAAGUAUGCCCGACCUGCCGGCGGCCGGUUGCCCGGGAGGGGGCGCAACCGCCGGCCGCCAACGGCGGGGCCGUGGUGCUCAGGCUGGGGCUUAACUUCCCUGCCGGCCAGAACCAACAGGCCCAGCCGCCGGCCGGCGGACCAGCCCCUGCGCCCGGCCAGCCUGCGCAGGGAGGAGCCGCAGAUAACCGAGGAGAAGAUCUGAACCGCAACUUCAGGAUGUUCAACCUUGGGCCCAUUAGGCUCGGGUUUGCUCAGGGUCGCGUUGACGACAUCCACGAGAUCGCCCGCCGAUUGCAGAUACCACCUGAUGCCGUGAAUCAACCUGCACCAAGACCUCCGGGGGCGGCGGCGCCACAAGAAACCAACAACGCGCCCAAUCUUGAUCAGAUCCGCGCCCAACUCCUCACUCUUGGGCAGCAAGUUCGGCAAGAGGUGUUGGACGCGCACUACGCGGCGCAUGAGGUCCACCUUUUGAGCCUUUUGGUCAACGAGUUGACGCGUCUCCGCCAGUUGCAGCAACAGCCGCGCAGCCAACAGCAGGCAGCGCAGCAAGGCGGGCCAGCCGUGAUCCACGGAGGGCAACUGCCGAUGCAAAUGCAUCCCCCAAUGGCCACAAUUCCCUUCUUCCCCCCAGCGCUGUACGGGCAGCCUCCGAUACCCCAUGCGCAGCAACCGCCGGCCGCCAGAGCACCGGCACCUACCAUCACCAGACACGUCGGUGCCGGAUAUGGGGCCGCCAUUCCGGCCGGCAGCCCCGACUUGCCCGAAGGCGUCGUUAUCCCUCCGGGCUGGUCGCUGCUCCCGCUUCAGCGGAUGGACGGCGAAGCGCCACCGCCAGAGGCUGUCGGGCACAUGGCCCACGGUCGUAUGCCGGACAUCAUACGGGCCUUCUACUCACAAAUUAACAACCAACCUCGUUCGCGGGGCACCAGCCCUGCGCCUGGGGCUGGUCUGUCUGCGCAAACGGGAAGGACUACCGCGCCCACAACGGCGACAACGAGCAACCCACCGGAGCCGGCCCGGGCACCCGGAGCAAUGCGGAGCGCCGCUGCGGCCUCAGAUGCCGUCGGGCAAAGACAACCGCAGGUGUCGGCGCCCACCCCUCUGGCGCCCAACUGGGGACAUCCCGCCCCUCUCGUUGGCGGCGACCGGGCCCUGGGGCCGUUUGGGUACCGCGUCGACCUCGACCAGGGCCAUCAGGACGAGCCUGGUGAGAGCAGUAGCGCUGGGGCCGCGGCAGCCUCAAGAACCGCAACAUCCACUGCGGUCAAUGGAGUGACUCCCGGCGAGAGGAGUAGUGGACCGCCGGAAGAAGACGCCGGGAUGAACGGCAGCACUGACGAGCGAGGGCCGAGGGCUGCGACGGUGGAGGAGGCGGACGAUGCGGAGGAUGAAUGAACGGGCUCUGGAAGCAAGCUCAGCACGCCACAUGUCUAUUUUCCCAAAGCGAAACAGCGGCACAGCUCUUAUGGCGUUGGCAGUUAGCGCCGGGACUGUAUUUGUGAGAUGUAAAUGUACACUGGGAGGAGCAGUUCAGUUUGGAGUCUGGGGCGUGUCCUCGACACUUCCGUGUUGCGUUGUGCGCCUGUCAUAUUAAGGGGUUCGGCUGCGAAUACCACCGGUCUUCGUCG
Molecule: messenger RNA, 2792 nt
Organism: Thermothielavioides terrestris NRRL 8126
Lineage: Eukaryota; Fungi; Ascomycota; Sordariomycetes; Sordariales; Chaetomiaceae
Exons: 5
Coding region: 1-2559 (852 amino acids)
Cellular component (GO): cytoplasm
Molecular function (GO): zinc ion binding
Source: RefSeq, a predicted model, not a curated record